Messenger RNA from Sphaeroforma arctica JP610, 3275 nucleotides. RefSeq lists its product as hypothetical. The annotation marks the transcript as partial. Lineage: Eukaryota; Ichthyosporea; Ichthyophonida. The record is from RefSeq and is a predicted model, not a curated record. The transcript has a single exon.
GAUCAGCCCCGCGGACUUUGGAGCCGGCCGAAAGUUUGUACCAGAAACACAUAAACCAAGUUUUCCUCCGGCCACGUCCUACGCGACGCUCUCGGGCGACAACACCCGGAACACUGGGAACCCGAAUACCCACAUCAAUGGGAAUUCCGCAAACAGCGAUGUUCUAAAAAAAGAAGCCAAUCAAGAUACGCGCGGGAAUUCAUCGGGGAUCUCGAGGGUAGCACGGUCGCGGCGGAGCAGAGCGGACAGGCAGUCCAAAUCAGGAAUGGGGAGCAAAAUGAAUUUAUCUGCCAUCCUUGAGAUUGGAGUCGAGAACGAAUCAGGGACAGAUUCUGGGUCAGCAAACGGACCCGAUUCUGAAGCGGAAGGCUUGGAUGGCUACGAAGGCCAGGUUGAUACGAGUGUAAGGUCUGUACCCAAAAAAGGUCAAACCACAGAACGUGCUGGAGCAGACAAUAAAGCCGAGCGAACGAGAGAUAUAGAGAGGACGGUGGAUGCUGGCGGGCCAGCUUUGCAUAGCGGUACAGGCGAUAUAGAAAGCGAUACGGAUAGUAUAGAUGAGGAUACGACUGUUCCGUCAGGCCGAAGGUCUGAGGUAGGGGUCGCACGUCCAGUGAAGUCGGCCAAACGUCGCUCAGACACUCGGACACGGGCGAAGAUGGGUAAGAUGUGCUCAGACACUGUAGCUAUGUGUGCGCGUGGGGAGGGCAGUAAUGCUAUCGUCACUAAGGCGAAGCGUGCGAACGCGCAGGCUAGGAGUAGUGGUAUUGAGAGCAAGAGCUUGAGGAGUACAGCGCGGUGUGGUAGAGCUGAGGCAACGGGUGCAGGCACAACAGCUGAGAGUACGAAGGUGAAUGUUCGGAGCACGACGACUAAGGCCCAGAGUACGAGGAGUAAAGCUCGGAGUACUCACUCUGAGUCAGAGAGUACGAACGCUGUAGCCAAGAGGGCGAAUGCGAAGGCCAGAUAUUCCAUCGCUGAGAAAGAAGCCACUCAGACACACCGCAAUGAAUCCACUCGGAAACGUCCGCUGAGACCAUCUGAGGGGCUGCAGCUGAAGACGGGGUUGCCGGAGGGGUACCUCAAGGCACGAAAACGGCGUGACACGAUCCAAGACCAGACAGCAGCACAACCGAAGGAAGCGAGUGGCACACACCACAGUACGUCGAGAAAGCGAGGCCGCGCAGGCCGGGAUGAGCUAGCUGUGCAGGACGAUGAUAGGGGAGGUUAUGCGUAUGCACGGGAUGGGGGUGGUGUAUCGGAAAGUAUUUGUCAGGCUGUUGUGGUGCGAGAGAGACUGCUGGCGUGUGUUGUGCAUAGCCGUCAUGUGGGUGCAGCGUUCCACCGGACGGGCUGUGAAAGGGGUUUGAGAAGGAGACCCGUAAUACGCACGUUCCGACGGGUGGGGUUACCGACGGUGUACGGGAAGGUGGCCAAAGCAUUCACAAGAAGGCGAAAUAGCAAAGCUCGGGCGAUACAGAGGGUGAGUGUCCGGGAGUAUCAGGGCAAGGCCCAGGAAAGGACUGUCGAUGAGGUGGUGAUUAUUAUCGAGGACUCGGAGAGUGGUUCAGAGGCAGACGGAGAGGAAUUAGAGUACGGUGUGGACGACAGGAUAACUGACCCGGCUGGGGAUCAGACGUACCAGCAUCUGCAUAGUGGAGCUGAGAAGGCGCAUGAAGCGCACUAUAUCGUGGGCGUGGGUACAGCCCUCGAGGGGGGGGUUGUCCAGAGCGAUGUAGAGCGGACCAAGGACGAUACGGGAAUACAUAUGGAGACCCAUCAGGAGGACUCGAGGAUGGUUAAGGAGCCCUGUCGUGUGAAAAAUAUUGGCCCUACUGAGCACCAGACUUGGCUUAUUAGUAGUGAUACUGGGCCGCAGGGUGGGCCGGAACCUGUGGCUACCCCGGAAGACAUACCCCGGGGUGGACAUGGCGAUGAAAGUGACGACGAGGAUAUGCCUAUGGGAGUGCCUAUUGAUGAUGUGGCCAAUAUGCAGUCGAACUCGCCUCAGCCGCCCGCAUUGACGUCAUUGAGCCCGGAGGGGGUGGUUAGCCUGCCCAGCGGACCAGGUAGGACGGUCGACGCGCACUCUGGGGACGGGACGGACGGUGCAGGAACGGGUGUGGAUGUCCAGGAGAUUGCGGAGACGAGGGGGGAGGGGGUGCAUAUACCAGAUACAGGGAUUAAAACAUCGAGAGAAAGUGUGGGCAGUAGUAAACGGCAAAGGCGUAGCCCCAGCACUGCAACGAAUUCGUCCCGACCCAAGAGCACUGAGCCGGUAUCCAAGCGAACGAGGCAUAGCGCCACCAAGUCAGCUGAAGUGGAGAGGAAGGAUAUCAAUAGCAGUGUAGAGGUAGGUAAUGAGGAAGAAACCGGAGGGCGAAUCAAUACAGACCUUCAAGACAAGCUCCAAGAAUCGGGAUCAAAAUCAGAAUCAGGAUCAGGAGAUACAAGAUGCGGAGCCGAUUUGGAAUUUGGUAGGCGAACGUGUCCUGCUGGCGUGAGGGUAAGCGCAAGCAAGACAAAGGGUGUGAAACGGGUAUCAAUUUCUGGUGCGACUGACGAAAAUUGGGACGGUAAUGACGAAUCUGGAAGUACAUGUGGAUCGCCAGUCGACGGAUUGGGUGCAAGCUUAACCCCGUACGAACAGAAACUGAGUAGGAGCUCGACCUCAGGGACGGCCCGUACGAGAAGUUGCACUCUAUCGCCUACUAAGGAAGGCUCUGGCUUAGUCCUUACACCUCACAUGGAGGCUAACAGUGAACAGGGUGUGGAGGUGGGUCUAAGCACAGAGUCUUAUCCAUCAUCUGCGCGAAAGGGUACUAGGCGAAUCAAGCUACAGGAGGAAACCCGCUCGGGGCGUAUAGGUACGUGUGUGAGCUCCGACCAGGCCUAUCCCUCUCCGCACUCUGGACGCAAGGAGAGGUCUCAGAACGCUGAGCACCUGGGGAGGGUGGGCAAGAAGCACACGGCCAAGGACAAAUACGGCCCCAAAGAGACGCAAAGUGGGCGACCCAGAGGAGACGGCUUUGAUGGGCCUAAGGGUACUCAUGAUAUAGAAGCAUCGCAUAGAAGCCAUGAGAAGGGCCACACGGGCAGGCAGGAUGGGGUGCCGCAGGUGCAUGCUAGUAGGGUGAGUCCGUUGAGUCGGGCGGAUGAGGGGAAGUCCCGAGGUCAUGGAUCGGAUUGGAAACGCAGACGGACUAAUACGUAGCGGUGGAAGGGUUACAAUAAAAUCAUAAUUAAUCUAGUUGUUUAACUGAGUCAUAUAUGCG